AUGAAGGAUGAGUUCUCCUUCAUGGAUAUUAAAUUGGAAAUCUCCUCCUCGGACGAGGAGGGCGCGGGCUCGCAGAGGCGCAGUGCCUGCCGCUUGCCCGAGGUGCUGCCGCCCGCGAGGGCCGCGUGCGGCCGCGAGGGCGUCGAAGGGCUUUGCUCCCUACUGGUGCCCGAUCUGCCGAUCCCGGAGCUCGAGGAGAGCCUGGGCCCCGCGCGGGAGGGCAGCGGCCCGGCCGAGGUCGGGAGGAUGGAGAGCGAGGAGUGGUGGCCCUGCGUGCAGCCCAGCGCCCUGCUGCUCGAGGGCGACACCGGGAGCGCCCCCGGCGGCGGCGGCACCAAGACCUCCCCGAGGAGCGAGCCCCAAGGAAGAGGGAGAAGAGCCGGCAAGAGAAAGAGAUCUGCCCCGUCUGACCUGGAGCCGCCGGGAAGAGCGGAGGCUACAGGGAAGAGGGGAGGGUGUCCCAUGGCGGGAUCCGGGGAGAUGGGGACGCCGGAGAAAAAGAAGAGGAGAAGCGUGGGCAGGAAUGGCAAGGCGGCCGCGGGCAAAGCGAAGCUCCGAAGCCCGCGAAAGGCAGGCAGCUCUUCCAUGGAGGAACCACCGGCACCCGGCGGAGGAGCAGGGCCUCUGAGCGGGGACUCCUUCCCGCUGCCGAGUCCGAGCAGCCAGGAGCAGCCAGGAAUGCGAGGGAAGAGGCAGAAGCGAGCCAGGAUAGAGCAGCCGCGGAGCUCAGACCUCCAGGAAGGAGCAGCAAAGGAAAAAGGGAAAGAGCAAGACUCAGGUUCACAGGCUGUGAAGGAGCUCAAGACAAACUUAAAUAGAUCAGAAGGUUCCACAGAGAAGAAACCUUAUUCCUCUGAAUCUCCUGAAAUUGCCACAUUGGAUGGGACUGAAGGCAAGGAAUAUCUAUGCCAUUCUUCGGCAAGGAAGUCUAGUGUACAGUGUAAAAAAAGAAAAAAAGGAACUGAUCAAAUAAAGUCUUCACAAAGCUUUGGCGUAAGCACAGCUGAAAAAGCGAAAAAUACGUCAACAACAUAUGAGGCAGAACGUUAUGGGAAGACCCUAACCCGCUGCAACUGCUUGCCACUUGUAACAGAAAAGAAUCCAGUUGUGAGACUGGAGGCCUGCACUUACAUAAACACACUCGUCAAGUCUUCGGUUGACGGGACAACCGGCAGCCUUAAAAUCAGUGGAUUCUUCCACGUGGCCCAAGGUAAGAGGGCUGUUUGUCCUGGUGGUGCUGUAGAGCAGAGGGCUGUAAACAGCAGCACUAAGGGAAUGCAGAGCGGGAGAUCCCCCCUAAAAGGAGGCUUCUUGUCCAGUGAAGAAGAGGAGCAUCAGCACACAGAAGGGUUUUUUUCAUGCCUUAAGGGUGAAAAGAGUAAGUGUGCAAGGGAAAGAAAGUGGAAUACUGGUAGGCGGCCUAGAAAAAAGUUGCAGGUGGCUGAGGAAGCAGCAGUCCAGAAGGAUCCCCAGGACCCGGCCGGCAAGUGCAGCAAGUGUGGGUUAGGAGCAGAGGAGCCAGUUGCCACACCAGACUCCUCAGUGGUCUUUGGCCUAAAUCACCAAGAAGUGACUCUGACCGCUUCAUAUGAUCAUAUGUCAAAUCUUAAUGUUGGAAAAAAUACUUGUAAAACACCAAAUAGAUCAGUCCGCAGAAGAAAAUGCGUCAAAAGUCUUGCACUUGAAGGUUGCUUUGAGGAGGCGCCCGAGCUCCCUACAGUGGCAAAAGGAGAAAAUCCCAGCGGCGUGGCACCACAAGGCAGCACUGCUAGCUCGGGCAGCACGGGGGCAUUAACCCAGGCCUGUCACGUUUCUAGUUGUCAGAAACGUGUGCCAGUUGAAAGAUUGAAUAAAACUAGUAAGAAAUUGAAAUGCUCUACCAGUCAAAGAACAAUACCAAUGACUGGCAAAAACGUUUGGCUUCUGAAAUCGUGUGCAAGGACUUCUGGAUGGUUUUAUAAAGAUCACAGUUCCAAGUCAAAACAAGAAAAACCUCUAAGUUCUGACUUGGAGAAAGCUCCUGAUAAAAGCAGUAUUGAAGCUGUAGGAGAGAACGCUGUGACCAGCAGUUUGAAACAGCUGGAUCUACCUGUGUCACCAGCAGAAAUUAAACAACCUGCACAUAAAAUAGUGGAUCUGAAUACUGAAAGCCUGACUUCAUUUGAAACUCCCGAAUCUUCCUUCACAGAUAUUAAUGGAACUUUGAGAAUAAGUAGCAAUGAAAAUCUGGAAUUGCCUCUUAACACUGGUAGCCUGGAAUCAUCAGUUAACACAGGUAGAAGUUCUAUGGCUUGUAGCCUUGGUGAUGUGCAAGAAGCUAAAGCCACCCUGAACUCUACAACGAAACAAAAAGAUAAAAGUAAAGGAGCUGCAAGAAAGAGAAACCUCUCCAAGACAGUCCAGAAUGGUGCAGCUGCGAGUAACAACAGUAAAAGAAACAUCAGCAAUAAAGCAUCAGUUGCAAAGCAAACACUUUCUGAUUUAAAACUAGUAAAAGUGUUAAACACGGGAAACUUGUCAAAUUUCAAAAUUCCUUUACGCAAAAACAAACCUGAAUCCAGAAAGUUGGAAGCUGCCCUUUCAUUUGAAAGUCCACUAGAAGUGCUGGACAACGCUAGUGUUUCAAAAAGGCAGAAGAGAAGCGAAGAGACUUCUCUGGUCAAUUCUGAGCAGCAGUCUCUCUCUGCAGUGCAUGUUGUUUCAGCUACAGAUUCUGUGAAGAAGAAAGCUGAUGAUGCCUCUGAAGACCUUUCAAAUGAGAUCUCCACCCUUCCUGAACAUAUUUCUUUCUAUCCGCAUGCUGCUGUUGAGAGACCAGAAUCAUCUGGUUCAGAUUCUCAGACUAGAGAAUAUGUACCAAAACCUAAUCUUCCUGAUGAGCCUUGCAGUGCAGUUGGCCACCCUGUUGCACGAGAACUACAUGGUGAUGGCAAAUCAAAGGGGAAUCUUUCACAGCACAGAAGUGAAAGCUUUCCAGAUGUUUUUGAAGCCUACAAAGAAGAUAUUCUCCUGAUUGAUGUGAUCCAGGAUGAUCCUGACCUUUUUGGGACCAGUGAUGAUGAGGCCCCUUCCCUCCCAGACUCUGAAAAUUGUCCUGCAAAGACAUCCUGUAGCGGCACCUUCAUCACAGGAGAAAAGCCAGAAUUUAAGCCUCAGUAUCGUGUCGUUUCAGAAAAUAAAGAUUCAGUAGAUGAUUUUAGAGACAGUACAGUACAAGAAUCUAGACCAUUGAAUGACGCUGAAAAUUCCUGUUGCUUGAUGUUAAAAGCUCAUGAAAUGAAAACCUACAUUUCAUCGAGCGCGAGUAGCCCUUUGGGAGGUGUUACUGAGGACUCCUUUGAAGAUGGACAACUGAGUGAACUAGAUGAACUUUUAAAGGGUUCUGACAUGGAUGAAGAGUUCAGGUUUGCAGAUGGGAUGGCUGGCAUUAAGCAGGAAAAAACAGGUGAAGCUGGCGAAAGCAGUGACUGUAAAUUUAAAGAUGUUUUCAGCUGUGAACUUCAGUCAGGCUUGACAUUGCCUAACCUGAAAGUAACUGUCUCCAGUGAAGGCACAGUGCUGACACCCUGGACAAAUGAUUUCAGGUUUUCAGGAAACAGUUCUUUGCUACCUUUGCAAAAUUACAGAGAUCUUGAACCAUGGAAGACGGACAAAAAUGUAAAAGCUUCCCAUUCAAUGCAUCAGCUCCUGGAGAUGAUUGAGUUGCCUCGUAAAUAUUGCAGACUUUAUUUCAUGACUUUGCGUGGCUGUGAAAGAGCAAAAUGUUGGUUUUGGCAUGUUCCUGAUCAAGGGGAUGAAAAGAUAUGCAUGGCAGUACUUCGGACAUACAUUACAAUUAAUGAAUUAGGCCUUCUACAGCGUGCAACACAAAUAUUUAUAAAGUAUUACAGAGAAGUUAUGCCUGGCGUGGAUUUUGCUUCACAAGUCCUGAACGAUCUUCUCAUUUCUUUACUCAAGAACUGUUUGUUUCAAGAAGUAUUUCAGAUAUUGAAUGUUACUCUACUGAUUAAUAUGCUGCCUGCUGUUGAUGUUCUUCUGAAAAUUUUUGAGUACAUGGCAUCUUUGAAUGUAAAAGAUGCUGUGCCUGCAUUAAUCAGUACGUUUUGUAAGCUUGUUGAUGCUGGUAUGUUUCUUGAGUUUGAACAUUUCAACUUCAUUAUUAAGUUCCUUCACCAAUUGCAAGUUUCCAGUCAGGAAAUAAAUACUAUUCUGAACAUAAAAUCCAGAUUUCAGGAAAAACACUUUAAAAAGAACUGGCACUUUGACUUCAGUUUGGCAAUGACUGAAAUUCAGCAUUGCAAGGAAAAAGGUGAUUGGACCAAGUUGGGAAAUUUGUAUGUCAGUUUGAGAGCUGGCCAUGAACAUUUUGGUGAUCUUAAGAAACUGUCAUUGUUUAUUGCUGAAAUACUAAGCAGAGAUUCUGAGGAAGAAAGACCAGGAGUUCCUUUUUGUGAUUUUGCUGAUGCAGUAAUAAAAAAUUCACAAAGUAAUGAAGCAGACAGAAUUUUCAUUGGAAGAGCUGGAAUAAGUGUAAUGUAUUCUUAUCACAAAGUUCUGCAGUGGAUAAAGGGAAGGAAGGUUUUGGAUAAAAUGCAUGAGCUGAAGAUUUACUUCACAGUCUUGAAAGGACUUAUUGGACCAGAAAAGUCAGCAUCAAGAUGUCAAAUUGUAAAUACUGCUGCAGAAUUUUUCCUUAAAACUGGAAGUUUAGAUGGAGCAACAUGGGUACUGAGAGAGUCAGAGUGGAUCACAAAUGCACCAGUGUGGCCCUGUGGCAAAACGGACAUUCUCCAUCGACAUAAUCUCUUGCGCUCCCUGGUGCACCAGUACUUGAGUAAGAGCUUAUACAGGCAGGCAUUUGAAGUUCUGCAGAACCUACCAGGCUUCCAAAAUUGUUCUGAUGCUGUAGAUGUUCCCUGGUACAGCCGCCUUUUUAACAAGCUGAUAAAUGCCUGCUUUGAGAGCAAGAACCUGGGGAUCUCAUCUUCUGCAAUAGACUUCAUGCUUUCAAAAAAUAUACCUGUUGAUUUUUUUCUGCUUAGAGGAUUAAUCACAAGUUUGGGAAGAAGUUGUUUGUGGAAUAAAGCUAGGACCUAUUACAAGAGUGCUUUAUCAUUGGGUUGCUACCCACUGCUGCAGGGAAAUACAUAUCACAAACUUCUGCCAAUCCCUUCUUACCUGUCUGAAGUGGAGAUGCUGCUGGCCAUUGAAAUAUUCCUUGUUUCAAAUGCUAGUGAUGUUCAAAGUCCAGGUGCUACCAGCCAGACUCUUCAAAUCAUACUGAAAAGAUGUGACGAUCCAAAAGGGCAGAAUAAAGAUGACUAUCAAACAGCAGUGGAGCGACUGAUCCUAGCUGCUCGCUUAUCAGAUCUCUUACAUCUGCCCUAAAAUGGCUGCAGGAGAAUAUGAAAUGGGCUGGAAGGGUCUGGCUUUUUCAGUAGUCAUUGAUUAGUAAAGACUUUUUCUUUUUUUCUAAUGGUUAAAGUAAUCAUUGCUGAAAACAAUAUAAAUCAAUAAAGACAGUUCCCACUGUGUUCAGACUGUGCCUUACUGAUUAACAGCAAGGCUUCAAAUCUCAAGUUGUGUUUAAAUGUUGAUGCUGAUGAUAAUGCAGAUAGUAGCACAAAAAUAGAACAUCUUUUUCUUUUUCCAAGAUGCAGUUGUCCAGAUACAGAUUGUCACAUCAGCUUACAUAGAUGUCUUUAAUGGUAUCAUUAGAUGACAAAAAAACUGUAGCCCGCUAAAUUUCCCUUUUUAUGGAGAAUAUAGCAUUAACUGCUAUUCCUGUUCCAGAAGCUGACUGGUCUGUCUAGUGUUCUUGAGUGAGAGGUUUUCCACCUUGCUCUGGAACCUGGAGAAAUAAUAUUUGCUUCCUUUAAUUUUCCUCACAGCCCAUUGUGAGGAUGUUGUCAUGUGUUGCGCCCCUUCUCAGACUUUCAUUCUCUUACUCCAAGAAAACACUCAGAACAAAAGAACUCCAAAAGAAACCUCUGAAAGUGAGACAUGCCUGACUUAGACAACAGGACACCUUCCUUCACAGAGCUGAGCCAGUCCAUGCACAGAGGUCAGAGUGCAAGGAGUCGCUGUGUCUUGAUGAGAGUUCAGGUACUGCUUCACAUUUUUGUAUUUAUCUCCCCUUCCACUGAAAAGGAGAAGUUUCUCUUCCCUUUCACAGUCCUCCUGGAGAGAUAGCUUCUACCUUUGCAUCUCUGGCAUUACCACUGUUUAGUUUUGGUCAGCUGCAUGAUGCGAUGGAAACUUGUGGCAGCCUUUUCCUUUUGCCUGCUUCUUCAUGAAAACCUCUCUUCUACAUGCAAGCCCUUAAUCAUAUUUUGGGCAGUCAUUUCUUAAGUUGCUCUUCAUCUACCGAGCUGCAGCCCGAGUAGGUUUUUCAGGUUAGAAACUUCUUACAGAAAAUCAAAUUUGAUACUUACCCAACAAACUCUGCACUUCUCUAAUGCUCGUUGACAUCUCCAGUAUCAAUCUUCACAAACAUGAUUAUGACAGAGGAUAUGGACCUGUCUGUCUCACCAAAGGUUUUUUUUGUGCUGAGAAUUUCUACUGUCUUGGGUGUGGAAGCCCAUGGGUCUUUGGAUUUGUUCCUUUGGCAGUGGCCCCCAAUGGUGGCCUCAAUCCUGAGUGCUUGAAAAAUCCUCUUCUUCUCAGAGGUGGAACAGGCCUCUACUCAGUUCUAGCAGCAUUACUGUGGGUGGCCUUGCUGCUUCUGAAGGCCAUCGUGGUCUUAGUGCUAGAUGGUUGGCAGGGAGACUGCAGGAUUUUGCUGUUUUGUUUGCUCGUUUUUGUCGCUGUCGUGUUCAAGUCUGUCAUUAAUCCAGUUCCAGCUGGCCCAUUUUUAACAACCAUUGCCGUGGGUGGCACUGCAUCGUCUCACUACCAGAGAGCACCGUGUGGAAGCAGAGAGCUUUCUGCUGUGUUCCUGCUCUCCUUGCUCAAAAGAUUUAGCUGAUACGGAAUAAUUUCCCUCUCAGGAGGUUAUGCAAAACCACCACACUUCAAACACAAAGAAUUUUCAAGGGAAGCUACUUUGAUACAGCUCUUGAUGCCUUUUUCAGGUUCACCCUCCAGUCAAAACCAGCAGGUCUGCAGCUGUUGGAUCCCGUAUCUUCAGUUGGUAUCACAGUUCUACCAGUCUUUCUGGGAGCUGCUGAUUAAGAGGAAGGGGUCAUUUUGAAGUUGUUGACCACUAAGAUCAUUGCCUUCCUCCUGCCCCAUCUAUUUAGAUAAGAACAGAUACGAAAA
This is a messenger RNA of Nothoprocta perdicaria, 7260 nucleotides long. It is a transcript of the gene TOPAZ1, whose product is annotated as testis and ovary specific PAZ domain containing 1. Bases 1 to 5388 code for a protein of 1795 amino acids. Lineage: Eukaryota; Metazoa; Chordata; Aves; Tinamiformes; Tinamidae. The transcript is spliced from 21 exons. The record is from RefSeq and is a predicted model, not a curated record. Gene Ontology annotation, biological process: spermatocyte division; spermatid development.